Molecule: messenger RNA, 8485 nt
Organism: Parus major (Great Tit)
Lineage: Eukaryota; Metazoa; Chordata; Aves; Passeriformes; Paridae
Gene: GRID1
Product: glutamate ionotropic receptor delta type subunit 1
Exons: 18
Coding region: 208-3327 (1039 amino acids)
Biological process (GO): monoatomic ion transport; synaptic transmission, glutamatergic; modulation of chemical synaptic transmission
Cellular component (GO): postsynaptic membrane; plasma membrane
Molecular function (GO): transmitter-gated monoatomic ion channel activity involved in regulation of postsynaptic membrane potential; glutamate-gated receptor activity
Source: RefSeq, a predicted model, not a curated record
UUUUUCCUCCCCAUUGCUCGUUUUCCUCAAUCUUGAAAAAUCUUGGGGCGCUGGGGGAUUUUGGGAUUUUUUUUUUUUUCUAAGAGGGUGUCUGGGCAUCUCCCUCCUGCGCCCGCUGCCUUGCUCCACCUGCCCUUGCGCCUUUUUUCUUCUUUCCCCCUGUCCCUCCACCAAACCCGGGCUGAUGUGCUGUGCGAGAGGCUGGAAAUGGAAGUGUUGAUGCUCUGGCUUUUCCCCUGGAUAUUUCAGUGCGUUUCGGUGCGGGCGGACUCCAUCAUCCACAUUGGUGCCAUUUUCGAAGGCAAUGCUGCCAAGGACGACGAGGUGUUCAAGCAGGCGGUGUCGGAUCUGAACCUCAAUGACGACAUCCUCCAGAGCGAGAAAAUCACUUACUCCAUCAAGCUCAUAGAGGCCAACAAUCCCUUCCAUGCGGUGCAGGAAGCCUGCGACCUGAUGACCCUGGGGAUCUUAGCCCUGGUGACGUCGACGGGCUGCGCGUCGGCCAACGCGCUGCAGUCGCUGACGGACGCCAUGCACAUCCCGCACCUGUUCGUGCAGCGCAGCACGGGCGGCUCCCCGCGCACCGCCUGCCAGCUCAACCCCAGCCUGGAGGACGAGGAGUACACCCUGGCCGCGCGCCCGCCCGUGCGCCUCAACGAUGUCAUGCUCAAGCUGGUCACCGAGCUGCGCUGGCAGAAGUUCAUCGUCUUCUACGACAGCGAUUAUGAUAUACGUGGACUUCAGGGAUUUCUCGAUCAGGCCUCCAGGCUGGGACUUGAUGUAUCCUUACAAAAAGUGGACAGGAAUAUCAGCAGAGUAUUUUCCAACCUUUUUACCACCAUGAAAACAGAAGAGCUGAACCGCUAUCGGGACACGCUGCGAAGGGCCAUCUUACUCCUGAGCCCACGGGGAGCCCAGACUUUUAUUAAUGAGGCUGUGGAAACCAACCUUGCAUCAAAGGAUAGUCACUGGGUCUAUGUAAAUGAGGAAAUCACUGAUAAUGAAAUAUUAGAGUUGGUGCAUAGUGCUCUGGGGAGGAUGACAGUUAUCCGGCAAAUUUUCCCUCUGUCAAGGGACAACAACCAGAGGUGCAUGAGAAACAACCACCGGAUAUCAUCCCUGCUGUGUGAUCCACAGGAAGGCUAUCUUCAGAUGCUGCAGGUUUCCAACCUGUACCUGUAUGACAGUGUGCUCAUGCUGGCCAAUGCUUUCCACAGAAAACUGGAGGACAGGAAGUGGCACAGCAUGGCAAGUCUGAACUGCAUGAGGAAAUCCACCAAACCUUGGAAUGGAGGAAGAUCUAUGCUAGAGACUAUUAAGAAGGGCCACAUAACUGGGCUAACUGGUGUUAUGGAGUUCAGAGAAGAUGGAGCCAACCCCUAUGUCCAAUUUGAAAUACUGGGCACCAGCUACAGUGAAACAUUCGGCAAAGAUGUGCGGAGGUUGGCGACAUGGGACUCUGAGAAAGGACUGAAUGGCAGCCUCCAAGAGCGACGUCUGGGCAACGACUUACAAGGAGUGACACUCAAAGUGGUGACUGUCUUGGAAGAACCUUUUGUAAUGGUGGCAGAGAACAUCCUUGGGCAACCAAAACGAUAUAAAGGAUUUUCCAUUGAUGUCCUGGAUGCACUGGCCAAGAAUCUGGGCUUCAAGUAUGAGAUAUAUCAAGCUCCUGAUGGCAAGUAUGGACACCAGCUCCAAAACAGCUCCUGGAAUGGCAUGAUUGGAGAACUCAUUAACAAGAGAGCAGACCUGGCCAUCUCAGCCAUCACUAUAACACCCGAGCGGGAGAGCGUGGUGGACUUCAGCAAGCGCUACAUGGACUAUUCCGUGGGGAUCUUAAUCAAGAAGCCCGAGGAGAAAAUCAACAUCUUCUCUCUCUUCGCUCCUUUCGACUUCGCGGUGUGGGCGUGCAUCGCCGCAGCCAUCCCGAUCGUCGGGGUGCUGAUCUUCGUGCUGAACCGGAUCCAGGCCGUGAGGGCACAGAGCGCGGCACAGCCCAGCCCGUCCGUGUCCUCCACCCUGCACAGCGCCAUAUGGGUGGUGUACGGGGCCUUCGUCCAGCAAGGGGGUGAGUCCACUGUCAAUUCUGUGGCGAUGCGCAUUGUAAUGGGAAGCUGGUGGCUCUUCACCCUUAUUGUGUGUUCUUCCUACACAGCGAAUUUAGCAGCAUUUCUCACAGUAUCAAGGAUGGAUAAUCCCAUAAGAACAUUUCAGGAUCUAUCCAAACAAAUGGAUAUAUCUUAUGGUACAGUCAGGGACUCAGCAGUGUAUGAAUACUUUAAAGCAAAAGGGACCAACCCUUUGGAGCAGGAUAACACAUUUGCUGAACUGUGGAGGACUAUCAGUAAGAAUAAUGGGGCAGAUAAUUGCGUAUCAAACCCUUCUGAAGGCAUCAGAAAGGCAAAGAAAGGAAAUUAUGCUUUCCUGUGGGAUGUGACAGUGGUGGAAUAUGCUGCACUGACAGAUGAUGAAUGCUCUGUGACAGUCAUUGGAAACAGCAUCAGCAGCAAAGGCUAUGGGAUAGCACUCCAACAUGGAAGUCCCUACAGAGAUCUUUUCUCCCAGAGGAUCCUAGAGUUGCAAGAAAGUGGAGAUUUGGAUGUUCUUAAACAGAAGUGGUGGCCACGGAUGGGACGUUGUGACCUGAAUAGCCAUACCAAUGCACAGACAGAUGGGAAGGCACUCAAGCUGCACAGUUUUGCAGGGGUUUUCUGCAUUUUAGCAAUAGGCCUUCUUCUUGCUUGCUUGGUGGCAGCAUUGGAGUUGUGGUGGAACAGCAACCGUUGUCAUCAAGAAACGCCGAAAGAGAUACAGCAUGGGCAGCAGCAGUGCAAACUUCCCCUCAUUGCCCCACCAAUGUGCCUCAGCCCUGACCUGGAGAGACCACCUUUAGGGGACAAGGAAGUGAAUCUGGAGCAGGUCCACAGACGCAUGAACAGUUUAAUUGAUGAAGACAUAGCCCACAAGCAGAUCUCUCCAGCGUCCAUCGAGAUCUCGGCGCUGGAGAUCGGUGGCAUGCAGCCAGCUCAGACCCUGGAGCCGGUGCGCGAGUACCAGAACACGCAACUUUCUGUCACCACCUUUUUACCAGAACAGACAAGUCAUGGUGCCAGCAGGACACUCACAGCUGCCUCGGGCAGCAACCUGCCGCUGCCCCUGAGCAGCUCGGCCACCAUGCCCUCCAUACAGUGCAAACACAGGUCACCCAACGGAGGACUAUUCCGGCAGAGCCCCGUCAAAACCCCGAUCCCAAUGUCAUUCCAGUCCGUGCCAGGGGGAGUCAUUCCAGAAGCAAUGGAGCCCUCGCACGGAACGUCCAUAUGACGAAAACAAACAGUACAAACAACCAGCAGAGAUUUUUAAUACAAAAUUUAAAAGAAACAAAAAAAAAAAAAAAAAAAAAAAAAAAGAAAAAAACUCUUACAUUUUUCUUGUAUAUACUUGUAAAUAAUGAAAGAAUGAAGUGGGGUAAAAGUGUAUUUUGAAUAUUCCCAAUUUUCGAAGUAAGUAAAAAACAAAACAAAAAACAAACAAAAAUGUAUGAAUGACUUUGUAAAUUUUGUUCUAUAUGAAUAAAAAGGCAAACUACUUGUGGUCGUUCUCAAGUGCCAAAGAAGACCUGUUACUGGGACUGAGGGCCAUGCUUUUCUUUUUUUCCAUGGAUUUCAACACUUUUUCCCUUACAGGUAUGGUUUUUUUAAGAGAAAAAAAUAUUAUCUGUUUCUUGCUAGAAAAAAUCACCAUACUCGGAUCUCUCCUUUCCCCAGAACCCUGUUUUAUAGCCAAGAUGACAAUUCACUCAGAGAACUUAGCAGCUGGUAUUAGCAUAGCAGUAAAAAAUGCUUUAAAGGUGAAUUAUAACUCAAAUCCAACAAACAGUAAACAGAGAACAUUUUCCUUCUAACAAGGAUUUAAACUUCCACACAGUUUCUAAAUUUAAGCACAGGAUUAUUGGAUUGUGUCUUUAGAUGUCUGCUGUGCAGCUCUUUUUAUUUAACUUCCUGUGUUUUGUUAUACAUAUAUAUAUAAUAUAUAUUAUAUAUAUGACGUAUAUAUUAUAUAUAUAAAUGCUUUGAUGAACAGCAGGUUUUAGAUUAAGGGGAAAGCUUUUAAGAAAAACUGCUCAGCUCUUUUUUGUUGUGUACAUGACUGAAAAUGGGGAGGAACCAAUGGAGUGAGGCAAGGAGGAACUGUAAAGGCAGGAGAUAAUGGCACUGCAGUGACUGUGCCCUCUGGUGCCAUCUCUUUCUUUAAGAUUUCACAGAAUUUGUUGCAUAAUGGAUGCAAUGCUUCCUGUUGAAGUCAUAUCCCUGAAUGACAAGAUUAUAAGCACAGCUCUGCUUUUUUUUUCCAUUGAUUUUUGUAAAGAGAAACAUUUUAAUGGCCAGGUCUAUAUCAUGGUAGAUAGAAAUAGCUGUAAAAAACCUUUUUCUUUUUUUUUUUUUUAAUCUGUGAAACACACAGGACAAAGACACAGCAACUCAUAUAGUUUAUUUAACUUCUUGUCAUGCAAAUAUUACCAGUGCACUGUCGUAUGACAAGAAAAAACCAAACCAAACUCUAACACAUUGUUUCCUUCCCAACCAGAAGUCUGAAUGCCAAACAUAAUGGAUCUCUGUCCCCCCUCCUACUUUUCAUGGACCAUCACUCUCUUUCAAAAUUGGGAUAAUUUAGCAUCUUCUCAAAUGUAUCCCUAAUACUAGGUUGUAAUUUCCUGUUGUAGCUGGAUUUCUUCCUUUUAUUAGAACACUGCUAUUUGGAAAAGGCUGUAGAUCCUGGUGCAGCAAAAUCACUGUCUACAUUAGGGUGAAAAAUUCUGUUUGAACAGAAGUAAAAAUGCAUUCACAUCCCAGGAAAGUCAGCAGGCAGUCUGGGUCAGGUUUUUAGAUAAAUAAACAUUCCAUUCACUGCUCCUAAUUUGAUUUGCAUAAUUACACAACACGUAUAUUUAUGGGGUGAUUAAAGUCCCCACAUUUUUACAUUUCUACUUCAAGCAGUAGGGAGGAAAACUCAAACUGUGACAUAAAACCAGCCUUAUGGAAGAGUAUACUCAGCCUACCACUUUUUAAAUGAGGAAUAUUGAUGGUGGGCUUACAGAAUGAGUACUCUUGGAGGGAUUAAUUUGUCUCUGAUAAACUGGUUCCUCAUGAAGAUGAUGCAGUUUUGUAGCUUGGCACAAAUUGCACUAUUUGCUUCACACUAAUUAAAAAUUAAUAAUAAAGCUGACUAGAUUUAUGCUACUUAGAAGUUUGUCCCACAAAAAUUUUGGAUUUUGUUUUUUCUCCUUUAGUCAUAUUUUAUUCUUUUUGUUGUCUUAACAAACCUAUGGCCACAGGAAAAAAAUCUCUUCCAUAAAUACACUAAUUAUUUAUGGCAGAAACAGCUGCACUAAAUGUCUACGCACACACAGGAACCUGUAAAGAUUCUUUGGAGAAAGAGUGCACGGAUUUGCUUUGGAAAAAUCUCUUGUUUCAUGACUACUUUAAGAUUUUAGCAACAGAAGAAGAAUGUGCUGCAGAAAAGGUGCAAGGAGGUGCUUGAGUGGCUACAAGGGUGCAAUCUCUUAUGGCACACAAAGCUGCUGGAGGUUUCCUGAGAUGCUGCCUUGCUGUUACUCACAAAACAUGCUGCUGAGUUGCUGCAGCAAAGCCCACAGCAGGUGCUUGAAACCCUCUAUUACUGAGGCAUCUUUGCUUUCACAUUAGAUUUCUUCAUAUUCUAGACUAAAACACUGUAAUUUUAACUGACCUGCACUUGUGGAAUUGUGAAUACAAUAUAUUUUGGGGAUUAACUUAAGCAUCCUUCAUAUUCAGUGUUCUUCUCCUGGCUUACUCUUGCUAUGUGCUGUAAAGUUUGGAAGUGUAGUUUUAACUUGUAAGCAAUGUUAGAGCUCCUUUAUUCCCAUGCACAGGAUAUGACUCACCUGCUUGAAUUCUUUGCAGGACUACAUCUAAGAUAAGCAGGAUGGAUCUUGAAGAAUCAAACCAUGCAGCCCUCUUUCAGAAAAGUAUUUCAACAUGUGUGAGCCCUAUAGGGAGCACCUGCUUUAUGCACAGGUGAAGUGCAUUGCUGGUUGAUGAUGGAGUUAAAACACACAUGCCUAAUUUUUUUAAGCAGGUGAAUGAGCUGGCCAAACUCCCUGGGACUACUUAGCUGCUUUAAGUUAAACUUAAGUUUUGAGUGCUUUGCUGCACCAGGGUCUCCACUGAAAAACUAGUAAUCUGCAAUGGAUCUUUCACUGUCUCACAAUUACUUGUUUAUAUAAAAGUUACCAAGUCAUAGCCUGGGCCUGUCAGCCCUGACAGGAAGCUGUUCUGUCCUUCAUGUGCUAGUGGUCUGGUUUUAGAUUAUUUAAGCAAAUCACCAGGUUCUCCUUGAACAUAAACUCUGUUUUGUUCCCCAUAACUUUCAGUUUUCAAAGUAAAUGCAGAAUGUAUGAUUUUUAUAUCCUGUCUCCUGUUUUAUAUUUGUAUCUUCCUUUUGACAGAUCAAAGCAUUCACUUUCUAUAUAAUAUGUAUUCACCACACACAUGCAUAUAUAUAUAUAUACAUGUGCAAUUACUCACAGAAGAAGUGAGAAAUAUAAUUUCCAUGUGAUGUAAAUGAGCAUAAGGUGAAAGCUCUCACAGUGCUGUGCUUAUUUACACCACCUGCAGAUUUGACCCUUCACCUUUAAUAUCUGGCAAGUUGAAAUAGAAAAACUGCAGAAGUUUCUGAAAACUUUGAAGCCCAAACUGUGUUCUGGUUUUUCAACUGGAACUUCCCCGAGUGUACUUAAAACAGGGAAUAAUGUAUGAUCCCAAAUAGUGCAACUCCUCUGGAACGUUUACAUUGCAAAGGUGAUUGUACAUGAAAUGUACCUUCCUUUUAUUGUGCUCUUUUGAUGAUGAGCUUUCACAAAAGUGAUAUCUGUGGCACAGCACUUCUAGCGUGUCUUGUUCUAUCAACCCAUUAGUUUAGAAAUUAUUUUCUUACAAAAAUGUGACUCAGUUUCUUCUAUUUGCUUGCAAUCCAUGGGCAAUCUGCUUUCAAUCUGAAGAAUGCAUUGCUCUUAUUUCUUAGUAUGUCAUGUUUUCCUAUUGCAAUGGGGAAAAAAAAAAAGAGUAAUUGUGCUUUUUCAUUUCAGAGUUGAAACUUGAUAGAAUGCUUUUAUGCUGAGUUACAACUACAUGUGUGCAAUACUUGUCUUGCAAAGUGAAGUUCCCAAUAUCUGCCUUGCUUUGAUAAACAUUGCUACAUUGUAGGUGAAGUCUCAGCAAAACAACUCACUUUUUCUUAGUCUGCUGAUAGAAUAAACCACUUAAACCUGGGUUCUCACCUGUGUAAAUCAGCUUCCCUCCAGAGAAUGGGUCAGGCAUACUGACUUUCAGCAGGUGAAGGUUUAGCUCUUAAUAUUGGGCUCAAGAGCAUUGCUUUACAUAAACUAGUAUUCAGGAGUAGCUCUCAAAAGGAAAAUGUCUCAAAAAUUAACCUGAAAGAGGAACUUCAUUGAAAUUUUGAGCAUGUAACAUGAAUUACAGUUUAAACUUUAUGCUGGGAUUGCUCAAAGAAAGUCCUUCCUAAAAUGUGUUUAAAUAUCAGAAUAGCUCUCUUCUGAGAUAGGUUUAAAGCUGUUGGGUUGGUGACAAGUGGAGCACUCAGAGAAAACUGUGUUAAUAGGGUGGAACAGCAAACACAAUGUUCAGACCUUAUUAUUUUCUUAAUUUUGCUUUACUGACUUGAACUUACAUAGUGAGCAGCUAAAGAGUGACAUAAAUCUGAAAACAACAUAUUUUGGGGGACCCUGUUGGAAAUUUCUCAGACAAACCAUAUCCUUUGGCAUCAUCCUGGGAAAGGCAAGGAGAAAGUCAGAAGAAAACUCUGAAGAAAGGCAAAAUCAAAGGUAAAAACUGACAUGUGGUGAAAGGGGAGGGAGAAAAGGAUGGUUACAACUCAUGUUUAGUAAAGCUGUGUUACUUGUAUGAGAAGCCUCAAUUCCCAUCAUACAAGCAGUUGCCUCAGCUAAUUAUUAUUUUUCUUAAUUUUUAGGAAACAAAUAAAAACAGCAUUUGUUCUACCAGAAACAGUUGUUAUAUUAUUUAAGAGUUGAAAUGAUUUGUUUGGCGGUGCCUGUUUUUUGGCUUGAUUGUUGCUCAGCUGGGGAGAAUCAGCUUUAAUCAGUGAUUUCACCCAAAGCAGCUGUGGGCUGUUUGCUGGGAGACGCUCCCAAGGGCUGUUUAGGUUUGCAGCUGGGACAAAUCAGCUGCAAUCAGCUCCAAUCAGCUCCCCAUAAAGCUCUCACUUCCCCGGCUCUGGGGAAGAGUUUGGGCUUUGUGCUCUGAGCUGCAUAUGUCUCUGAACUUGGAUGGUGCUUUUUCUGGUGUUGGAGGGAAGCAGAACAGAAGUGUGAUUCCCCAAGCUUUCAAGUUAUAAAGUUCUGUAGUUUUGAGGAGAUCUGUUUGGUCUCUGUGUCACAUGAGGAGGAGGAGGAGAAGUCCUCAGA